AUGUCAGAGGCGUCGAGCUCGGGCUCCUCGGAGCAGCAGGCCAUCCAGGCGGUCAUGCAGGCCCUCAACACCCUCUACACUGACCCAAACAACCAGGCCAAAGCAUCUGCCAACACUUGGCUUCAGAACUUUCAGCAGACCUCCGAGGCAUGGCAGACGGCCAACUCGUUGCUACUCGCAUCCGAACUGCCCAUCGAGCCUCGUCUGUUCGCUGCCCAGACGUUCCGCACCAAGAUUAUCUUCGACCUGGACCAAGUUCCAGCGCCUCAAAGGAUAGCGCUCCGCGACACGCUCCUCACAGCACUAUCGGCCUAUGCAACAGGUCCGCGCGUGAUCCAGACACAGCUCAGUCUAGCUCUUGCUGGUCUUGCUCUCCAGCUCGACGAGUCGCAAUGGCCGACGGUCGUCCCGGGCAUGAUCGAAAGAUUCGGCGCUAGUCCAGAGACGGUUCCGGUCUUGCUUGAGUUCCUCACUGUGCUGCCAGAGGAAGUCAUCACCAAUCACCGCAUCCCUAUCGACAACGACUUCUACAACACUCGAUGUCAUUUCCUGCUCUCAGCGGCAGCGCCCGAGAUUCUCAAGCUACUCUCGAUGUAUGUUCAGGCGACAGGCUUGACAUCGCAGAUCCAGACGGGGAUCUUCCAAUGCUUGCGGUCCUGGCUCAAGAGUGGGGAGGUGUCAGCUGGACAGAUGGCCGACACGCCACUCUUCGAGUUGUCGUUCGACGCGCUCGCCUCGGACGAGCUCUUCGAUGUGGCGACGGAUGUCGUCUGCGAUCUCAUUAAUGAGACGCAGGAGGUCGAGGAGAACAUGCAAGUCGUCCAGCGCGUUCUUGCUCGCCUGCAACCUCUGCGGCAGGAGAUCUCCGCAGCCGGCGAGGACGAAGACAAGGUGCGCGGCCUCUGUCGCAUCUUCGUACAAGCGGGCGAGGCAUAUCAUCGCAUCAUCUUGCGCCACCAGGACGAGCUCUUUCCGGUCGUCGAGGCCAUCGCGGAAUGCACCGCCUACCACGAUCUCGACAUUGUGCAGAUCACCUUUCGCUUCUGGUAUCUGCUCUCUGGACCGCUGGGGUAUGCGUAUGGCGAACCGCAGGCAGAAAGAUUCUAUCCGGUCUACGAGAGGCUGCUCGAGGUCAUCAUUCGCCAUCUCCGCUUCCCUGACGACCCAGAUGCGCUUACGGGCCAGGAGCGCGACGACUUCCGAUCCUUCCGCCACUUUAUGGGCGACACCCUCAAGGACUGCUGUCACGUCCUCGGCUCGCGGCAGUGUCUGUCCAAGUCACUGCGUCUCAUUCAAACGACCCUUUCGCAGUCAACACCGGAAACGCUCAAGUGGCAAGACGUAGAAGCACCACUGUUUAGCAUGCGUGCUAUGGGCGCCAAGGCAGACCCGCGCGAUGACGAAGUGCUGCCUCACAUCAUCAAUAUCAUCCCCACGCUUCCGGAUCAUCCCAAGAUCAAGUACGCCGGGCUCCUCGUUCUCUCGAGAUACACCGAAUGGAUCGAGAUGCACCCCGAGCAGAUCCCUGCGCAGCUCUCCUACAUCAGCGCAGGUCUCGAACAUGCUGGAAGCGACGUGACAGCCGCCGCAGCGCAAGCCAUGAACUUCCUGUGUCAGGACUGCCACCGUCACCUCGUUCCAUAUCUUCCGCAGCUCUACGACUUUUUCCGCUCCGUCAACGACAAGCUCGGCGCUGACGACCUUGUGUCCAUCUCGGAAGGAAUUGCGUACGUGAUCGCCGGCAUGCAGCCCACCGAGGCACCGCAGGCGCUCAUGCAGUUCUCUCAGCCUCUGCUCGAGUCGCUCAGUCAAGUUCUGAGCAUCCCAAACCCGAACAAGGAUCAAUUGCGCCGGGCAGCCGACCGAAUGGAGCAGCUGGAAAAGAUGCUUGCCGUCUUUGGCUCUUCCUUCUCGCAUCACCUUGCGGAACAAUGCUCGAAGACGUGCGAGGAAGCGUACUCGGUGGUCGAUCGCGUGCUGGCAUCGCACGGCAACGUCUUCUUCAUCUCGGAGCGAGCAUGCGCAUUGCUCCGACGUGGGCUCUCUUUCUUCGGCCCGCGAGCGGCGCCGAGUCUGAUCGCGGUCCUGGAACGACUGGCAUCAUGCUUCGAGCAGACGGGCAACCCAGGCUACGUGUGGAUCGUUGGCAAGUGCAUCGAUCAGUUUGGACGGGAUGGCAACAUGGCCACCAGCGCGGCACUCCGAGGAGCCUUCGAACGGAUCACCAGCAAGGUGGUGCAGCAGAUGGAGAACACGAUGCCCGCCGAGAUGGGCGACGUGCUGGACGACUACAUCCACACGUGUCUGACGGUGCUCAACAAUGUUCCUUCGAUGCUGUUGCUGUCGCCGCAAUUUGCGCAGGUGUUCCGCGCGAUACUCGCUGCCUUGACGCUUCUCAAAACCGAGAUCGUGGGAACAGCGUUGGAUCUUGUGCUGGGCAUCGUGGGGCAUGACUCGUUGAUGAUGCCCGUGACGGCGUCUCAACCCGGAACGCCCCUGGCUGCCCCAAGCGCCCUCAAUGCAGACGGCACCCCUUCGAUGGAUGACAUGGGCAGCUAUGCCGCCGCCAUCCGACACGCGAUAGGCCAGCAGGGCUUCCAGCUCGCCUCCGUCUUGCUUAACGGCUUGGCGACGCAGUUCAGCCCUGAGGUGAUGCCGGUCGCCAUCACGACACUCAAGGUGCUCUCUUCCGGAUUUGCCGGCGAGAUGGCGGCUUGGGUGCCAGGAAUCGUGGAGCAGCUGCCCACAAGCUACGUGCCAGACAAGGACAAGAUCGCUUUCACCAACCGCUACCUUGCCGCCAUCAACGGUGGCAAGCGCAUGGACGAGAUCAAGCAAGCUCUCAAUGGUCUCUACUCUGCGUCGCGGCAGGCAAGGGAGAGGAAUCGGGUGGAUCGAGACGGUGGCCCAGGCGCAAUGCUGGAUCGUUAG
Molecule: messenger RNA, 2931 nt
Organism: Kalmanozyma brasiliensis GHG001
Lineage: Eukaryota; Fungi; Basidiomycota; Ustilaginomycetes; Ustilaginales
Product: Exportin-1/Importin-beta-like protein
Exons: 1
Coding region: 1-2931 (976 amino acids)
Biological process (GO): protein import into nucleus
Cellular component (GO): cytoplasm; nuclear membrane
Molecular function (GO): small GTPase binding
Source: RefSeq, a predicted model, not a curated record